AUGGGGCUGUGGCGAUGGGUGUACUUGUGGGUGUGGCUGGCAGGGCUGGGCGCCAUAGACACAGCACCCAGCCGGAAGAGGAGCGGGCCUUUAGCCCUGGAAGCUGACUCCCCCAUCUUCGUAGACAGAGUUGAUUUCUUUGAUUAUCCAGACUCGGACCAAGCCAGCCUUCUGGCUGUGGCCCAGAUGAUCGGAGAGAAACCUGUCAUCUUUGUUAAGACAGAUUCCGACCCUGGGCUCUUCCAUCACAUCCUGGUGACUGUCCUGGUGCUGGCUUUCUUGUUUCUCCUUUUCCAGUUCUGCACCCACAUGAGUUUUGAGAAAGGGGCUUAG
Dipodomys ordii (Ord's kangaroo rat) is the source of this 333-nucleotide messenger RNA. It is a transcript of the gene Fimp1, whose product is annotated as chromosome unknown open reading frame, human C16orf92. The coding region runs from base 1 to 333 and encodes 110 amino acids. Gene Ontology annotation, biological process: fusion of sperm to egg plasma membrane involved in single fertilization. The record is from RefSeq and is a predicted model, not a curated record. Lineage: Eukaryota; Metazoa; Chordata; Mammalia; Rodentia; Heteromyidae. The transcript has 4 exons.